UGCCGGAGUAAUGCACCGAGAAAGAAGCACAUCUGGAGCAGCUACAUUUAGAUUGUCAAACUUUUUUUAAAUAUAAAUUUGGAUUAGAAGUUCUUUUUCUCUCUAAGGAUGGAUCGCGCUCCCGUAUAACGCUUCAAUAGACGGAUCCUUCUUUAAUAGGAACCUGUCGAUAACCCAUAUGAUAUGUUGGCAGCUCUCAUGUGGUGCAGCUGCAACAUCCUCAGUUUAAAACCGCUGGACAGGGGCUCGGAGCAGGUUACACAAAUCCAAAUAUGCGCUUAACUGGAAUGCUGUGGCGAGGCGUCCCUUGCACCCCUACCGGGAUAACGUUGCCGUGAUGUUCAAUACUUCGGGAAUUGAGUUCACUUUUAACAAGAAAGAGGAUAUUUCCGAAGUUGUCAAUGACACCCCGCAGCUUCUGUACAACUCCCCCGUCACCAGCAGUCCCCCAGCAAUGUGGAACGAGUCGUGUGGGGAGCAACUGCUGGAUUUCGGGCGCCCGGAGAAGAUCAUUAUCGGGGUAAUGCUGGCAAUCAUCACGGCCGUCACCGUGAUGGGAAACACGCUGGUGGUUAUCGCAGUGUGCGUGGUGAAGAAACUAAGACAGCCUUCUAACUACCUUCUGGUAUCCUUAGCAGUGGCGGACCUGUCGGUGGCCAUAGUUGUGAUGCCGUUCGUAAUAGUGACAGACCUCACCGGGGGCAAGUGGCUGUUUGGGGAGGUGUUCUGCAACAUCUUCAUUGGCAUGGAUGUAAUGUGCUGCACUGCCUCCAUCAUGACCCUGUGUGUGAUCAGUGUAGAUAGGUAUCUGGGUAUCACGCGGCCUCUCACCUACCCAGCCCGCCAGAAUGGUCAACUGAUGGCGAAGAUGAUCCUUGGAGUGUGGCUGGUCUCAGCAUCCAUUACCCUGCCACCUUUCUGCGGCUGGGCCAAAAAUGUCCACACAGCAGGUGUGUGCCUCAUUAGCCAAGACUUUGGCUACACCAUCUAUUCAACAGCCGUAGCCUUUUACAUCCCUAUGCUGGUCAUGCUGGUCAUGUACUAUAAGAUCUUCAGGGCAGCUCGUAAGAGUGGCGCCAAGCAUCGCUUUACCGACCUUUCGCGGCGUGAGCGCCUUGAGACAGUGACCAAUGAGGCGCUGCGCAUGCAGGGCCUGAAGCCACCCGGUAUGGCUGAGGAGUGCGCUGCCUUGUCACGCCUGCUUAACCAUGAGCGCAGAAACAUCUCCAUCUUCAAGCGGGAGCAGAAAGCAGCCACAACACUCGGGGUAAUCGUGGGGGUAUUCACUGUUUGUUGGCUGCCGUUCUUCAUUCUAUCCACCGCCAGACCCUUCAUCUGUGGAGUGGAGUGUAGCUGUGUGCCCAUCUGGCUGGAACGCACACUGCUCUGGUUAGGCUACGCCAACUCUCUAAUGAACCCCUUCAUCUACGCCUUCUUCAACCGGGACCUGCGCUCCACUUAUCGUGACCUUCUCCGCUGUCGUUAUCGCAACAUCAACCGUCGACUGUCUGCUGUGGGCGUGCACGAGGCUCUUAAGGCGUAAAGCAGGCAUAUAUUUUAGCGGCAUAUACCGACUCUGGAAAAGUGUGAUGACCCCGUACUUAUACACUCGGUGCUUAAAGAGCACCAUGUACACAGCAAGCCUCUAGACAGACUGUCAGAGUGAGAGUCAUUGUUGGUGGCGCUCUGGCCCCUCGCAAAGACAGAGAGACAGCGCAAUCACUCCAAUGUGAGAGUGUGUGAGAGAGAGUGUGUGUGUGUGUGUGACUCAGUCAUUCUAUUUUGAGAAAGAAAAUCAUAGAGAGUGCUUGAUGGGCUAUUCAAGCCGACACUGCUUUUGUGCAUAUGCCACAAUUUUGUCCUGACUCUGGAUUUAUGGUGGGAUCAUGUAGUGACAAAGGAAAUGAAACACAAUCAAUCAUCCUAAGGCUUUCAAAAGGAACAAGAAGCAAACAGAUUUCUGUAUAAUAACAGUACUGAUGUUUGUUUUGUUUUGUGCACAAUGUCUGCUGUGCAUCUUCAUCAAAUCGUGUUUAAACAGAUUGAUUUCAAGCCAGGAGGUGAACACUCUGAGGUGGAUUGUGCUUUGUGCCAGGAUUAAAUAAGUAUUAAGUAUUUAUAUCACUGUAUCUCCAGCCAUUUGUUUCUAUUUGGUCCUCUCACUAAAUUUAACAGGAGCACCUUAAAUGUUUCACAAAUGUUUAAAGUGUGAUGAUGCCAAAGGAAAUGAGGUGGGUGUAAAAUGGUGUUAAAACGCAACAUAAGGGAAACAUUUUUCCAUUCAUGAAAUCUUGGUAUUUCUACAAGAUAAACUGAAAGUACUUUGUUUAGCAUCUGCAUGAAAAAUGGUUUUCUUACACACCACUGUAUACAUAAAUUAUGAGACUUUUAAUAGUGAAUGACGGUUUGGCAGAGGCGUUUCCAUGUUUCAGCCAGCCAUUUUACCACACACAUUAAUUCAAUAUGAACUCAAUACUUUAUGUCAGAAACCAUGAUACUGUGGACUUUUCCAUUCUUGUUUUUUUUUUUGCCUUGAUGGGUUUAAUCCCACACUUUGCUGCUGACCUUCUUGCUUGAUACAGAAAAGUACGCUGCAAUUUUGCUUUAAAAGUUUACAUGUUCUUCUGACUGUUUUGUUGCACUGGCUGUCGACAGUGUUUCUGUCUCUCUUUUGAAUCAGGAUGUGGUCACUUCUGUCCUGACUACACUCCCAUUUGAACUACUUGGUAACCUGUAAGAAUCUGUGUCAAACGUCAUCAUUCAAGCAGUGCGUGCUUUUUCUACCUCGGGUUUUUGAACAUACUGUACAGUUCCUCCUAACAGAUGUACCGCUGUCUUGCAUCAUUUUGUAAUCAACAGCUAUUUUAUAACAUGUAAGAUCAGUUUGUCUACAACUGCUCUGUGAUUACUCUGUUUGACUGCUUCAUCAUUGCUUUCAGAAAAAAAAGCCAGGGAACUGGCAAAGCAUUUCAUCACUUUACAAAUAAA
This is a messenger RNA of Monopterus albus (swamp eel), 2988 nucleotides long. It is a transcript of the gene htr7c, whose product is annotated as 5-hydroxytryptamine (serotonin) receptor 7c. The transcript has 2 exons. The coding region runs from base 338 to 1543 and encodes 401 amino acids. Gene Ontology annotation, biological process: smooth muscle contraction; circadian rhythm; chemical synaptic transmission. Lineage: Eukaryota; Metazoa; Chordata; Actinopteri; Synbranchiformes; Synbranchidae. Gene Ontology annotation, molecular function: G protein-coupled serotonin receptor activity. Gene Ontology annotation, cellular component: plasma membrane. The record is from RefSeq and is a predicted model, not a curated record.